Photinus pyralis (common eastern firefly) is the source of this 4140-nucleotide messenger RNA. It is a transcript of the gene Mat89Ba, whose product is annotated as nucleolar protein 6. The record is from RefSeq and is a predicted model, not a curated record. Lineage: Eukaryota; Metazoa; Arthropoda; Insecta; Coleoptera; Lampyridae. Gene Ontology annotation, cellular component: UTP-C complex; CURI complex; small-subunit processome. The transcript has 10 exons. The coding region runs from base 793 to 4104 and encodes 1103 amino acids. Gene Ontology annotation, biological process: rRNA processing; tRNA export from nucleus.
UGCGAAACAUAAAAUCGCAGAACCUCAAAAUCCUUUGCAAGACUCGAAAUGCAUUUCAGGGUGUGUGAAUUCACCGACAUUACAGCUUUAUCAUUACAAAAAUAAUUAACUUAGACACGAAAGUCAUUCGUAAAAACGUAGGACGUGGCCGGUUUAGAUAUAUAACUGUAUCUAGAGGUGGAAUCAACUGCUUGCUUUGUUACAAAAGGGCUCUGUUUUCUGAUAAUGUGCUUUCUUAUUUAACACUUAGACUUGACCUGUUUAGACGAGAAAUUAAUCGUCUUUUGUUCUCCUAACACACUUUCGACAAUCAUUUUUUGAUUUCCUAACAAAUAAUCAUUUUUAAACAGUUUAACUUUAAAUAAGUACAACGCAACGUGUAAUUAUUAAUUUACCCGAAUUUAUGCUUGUAAAAUUAAUUGAUGUUCUGUGAACCGAUUUUGUCAAAUUUGUUUGAAAUAGCACACCUAGUAUAUUGUUUUUAGUUCUAAAUACACAAUAAAAACCAGUACGUUUAUAGUAACCAAAGAUUACAAAGUAAAUACAAGCAAUACAAGGUUCAUUACAGUUAAAGUAAAAAAAAUUGUGGGUUGUCAUUAAAGCAAAAGAAUUCUUUUUACUCUAAUUUGAAAAAAUGGUUCAUUGAAAAUUGAAAUAUCUGGUCGUUCCGGUACUUAUGGCGCACUCUGUAUAUGAAUAAACAAAGGUUAUGUUUGUAUUUUUUUACUAAAAGACUUAAAAGGGAAGUUUUUAUCACUUUAAGAGAUAGGAAACAGAACAAUUUGAUUUAAGAUGGAGAGUAACGAUGAGAGCAAUUCGCGAGACGAAGAGGUUCAAUCGGACGAAUAUGAAUCCAAUUCGGAGGAAGACACGCAGGACAAAAAACGAAAACAAGACACUACCCAGGAAGGUCAAAGUAAGAAGCUCAAGGUAGAGAAAUUGCCAUCAAAACUGUAUAGGCAACCGACCGCAGAAGAAAUGAGUCGAUUACGAGAAACCGAACAGUUAUUCAACUCGAAUUUGUUCAGGUUACAAAUUGAUCAGUUACUCGAUGAAGUUAAAAUGAAAGAGAAGUAUAAGAGAUUGUUUUGCGAGUGGUUCGGCGGUCUUAAAGAAGUACUAGAAAGUCUGCGUGAGUAUGAAAUAACGACUAGCGAUUUGAACAAUAAGCAGAAAAAAAAAUUCCUCAAUAAUUUAAGAAGUACUCAUAACUGCAGUGCUAAAGCUGAUCAAGAUUUAUUGAUCAAAUUGAAAAAACCACAAUCCUGCUCUGUGUUUGGUCUGCCAAACUUUUGUCCGAUUUCCGGUUCAAAAUUUAAAGUUGACAUCGCAAUCCACAUCCCUGACGCUUGCCUACUUAAAGGGGACUAUUUGAACAACCGUUUCAAGGUGAAGCAAUCUUACUAUGCGACGUACCUGUACUUAAACAUUAAAAAAUCUGAGAUCUCUUCGGAAAUUAAGUGUUCCGAGGCAUUCAUAGAAAUGAUCCCGAAUUUUUCUGAAAAAAUUGUAGUGCACCUGCACGUGCUUCCACCUCGAGACUAUUUUAAGACGACCCGUUUUUUGCCAAACGUAAACAAUAUUAGGCAAAAUCUGUUUGAGACUCCAUAUCAGUUUGAUGCAGCCGCUUUGAAGGAUUCGACAACAGCAUUUUAUAACGCGCGCUUGCUGCACGACCUAACUCUCUGGGAAAAUAAUGAGUUACUCGCACGUACUUUGGACAGUUUCAACAACGUACAAGAUGCUAUAAAACUGUUGGCGAUUUGGCUUCAACAGCGAAACCUGUACGACAACACAUUUGGUUUUUCUCACACUUUGCUCACGCAAACCAUCCUGUAUUUAACGUUGCAGCGCAAACUGAAUAAGCACAUGAGUUCGUAUCAGGUUGUGAGAAUCUUCUGGGUGUUUCUCAGCACGACUAAUUGGCACGAGAACCCGAUUAGUAUGUGUGAGAAUGUGCAGUUCGAGGACUUUCGGGCGGAGUAUGAUGUGGUGUUCGUAGACAGUAGUGGAAAUUAUAAUUUGGCCGCAUUUCUACAUUAUGAUGUUUAUAUGAAAAUUAGAAGCGAAGCUCAGUUGGCUGUUUCGUUUCUUGAUAACAUCACGUUCGACUCAUUUGGCGAUUUAUUUAUGAACAAAAUGAGCCCGGAGCUGCAAUAUGAUGCUCUACUGAUCUUGCAAGACAGCGAGUAUUUUAAGAACGUCUACGAUCUGGCGAGUAUCGGUGAACAGUCGCGCUGCGUUGGAUUUUCAUCAUAUAUUAUAGUUAAAACACUUCUAAAACUCCUACAUAAAGGGUUAAACAAGCGGGUCUUGCACAUUGUACCACUUUCCUGCAAAGAAACCGACCGAGGAGGCCUGACAGAAAUCACAUUCGGCAUCACGUUGGAUUCCACCCAUGCCUUUUCGCUGAUUGAAAAGGGUCCCGAGGCGAAUACGCCCGAAGCUCACGAGUUCAAAACGUUCUGGGGGAAAUUGGCGGAGAUCAGGAGAUUCGUAGAUGGCGCCAUUUGCGAGGCGGUGUACUUUCCCGCCGAUAACGUGCAGGAGAAACGGCGCAUAUUUCAAAAUAUUUUAAAUUUCGUCGUGACGCAAGAGCUAAAAGUGGAAAAACAUUACAUUGUCGCGAAUCAAUUUGAGGAUAUGAUAUCGAUCAGAGACGUCAAUUCGUUAACGUUGGGAUCGUGCGAAGAAAAAAGCUUGGAUGUAAUACGGGUGUUCGACGAAAUAUCUAAGGAAUUGCGUGAUGCGAAGUUACCCCUGGUUGUUACUAAUGUGAAAGGCAUAUCACAGACUUUUUGUUACACCUCACUAUAUCCUCCCACUCCAUGCCUUGACAAUUUGAAGAAGGGCAUUACAAUACAUAAAAACAACAACACAGUGUUCAAAGACUCUUCAAAAUAUGAUGCUGUGCCUAGAUACGUUGAAGCUGUAGAAUGCGUAAUUCAACUAGGAAUGAAUUCCAAAUGGCCCCAGAACCUACAAGCAUUACGAUACAUACAGUUAGGUUUCUACAUCGAGUUGUCUAAGUACUUGGAGUCGAAAAAAAUUGUGUCGAGCGUACAUCGAGAUUGUCUAGAUGUCUUAUACAAAGGGUUUGUGUUUCGAUUGUAUAUACACAAUCCUAGAGAGAUUACGGAACUAAGAAAGUAUACCCAAGAAGAUGGAACCGUUGCUUUUAAAGAUACAUCGGAAAGUGUAGCUUUGGAAUAUAAGCUACAUAUUAUUCCCCAAAUUGUGGGGGCGUUGCACGGAGUUCACUCCCAAUACCCAUGUUUUGGUCCGACCUCGUGCUUGAUUAAGCAAUGGGUGCGUGCGCAAAUGAUCGACGAAGAUCACAUACCGGACAUCGUAAUCGACUUGCUUAAUGCCUAUCUAUUUAUCAACAGUGCUCCGUACAAUAACGCCAGUUUACCUCAGGUCGGCUUUCUACGAUUUUUAAAGUUCGUAGCCCAUUGCAAUUGGCAGCUGCAAUUAAUAAUUGUCAAUUUCAAUGGCGAAUUAACAAAAGAGAGUGUCGAUGAACACCAGUCUAAAUUUCAACAGGAACGUGACAAAUUCCCCCCCUUAGCCAUACUAACAUCUUAUGACUACGAUAAGUUCGUGUCUUCGAGAAAUUGCACCGUGGAAAUAUUAAAUCGACUUGCAACCCUAGCUAACUGCACCUGCGCCAUUGUUCAGCGAGGAAUUUCCGAAUCGAAUUUAGUCGUAGACGAACUAUUUGUACCGAAUCUUCAGGGUUACAAUGCCAUAAUCCGUUUACACAAUUUUCUGAAUGCGAAACGUAGUCAAAAUGUAGUGAUCAAGCAAGAUGCGCUGCCCGAAAAAAUUCCCAUUGUAAAUUUUAGUCCCGUCGAAAAUUACUUAAAGGAAUUAAGGCACUACUAUGGCAGUUACGCGUUGUUUUUUCAUAAUUCUUACGGUGGCAACGUGAUUGGGGUAUUAUGGAAACCGCAUAUAUUUGAAAGUAAACCGUUUAAGGUGUCAAACAUAGAGGGAAGAAAGGUACAUAAGAAACAUUUGGUAUUAAACGAAGAAGCGAUAAUCGAAGAUUUUGCAAUUCUAGGAAAUGGUUUAGUACAAUCUGUAAAGAAAGUUAGCUAACGAUGCGAUAAAUAAUAAAAAUCUAAUCAAUUAUAA